UGAAGGUAGGUUCCUUCCUUCCUUGUCUAGAAUAGAUCGCAUCCGAAGUCCAAAGAAAAACAGUUGUACAACAUGAACAUAUCGUUAAUGUCACUACUUUUGUUUUAAUAAAAGUUCUCUCUCUCUCUCUGUCUCUCUCUCACACAAACACACACCGUUUCAACUCUACUCAACUGCUUCUUCUUCUUCUUACUUACUACUUUCCUUUUUAUCAGGUGUCCUGAUCUUGUUAUUUGGAGAAGACGAGUUAAGGGUUUUUAACUAAGUUAAGCAUGAUAAAAAGGAAUCCGAGUAGUAGGAAUCAAAGAUCUAAAGGCUUCAAGGUAAAACAUGUUCUUCAAGCUAUUCUGUUGCUUGGUGUCUGCUUCUGGUUGAUCUACCAGGUUAAGCACAAUCACGACAAAAAGAAGGAAUUUGAUAAAAAUGAUACGAAACUGCCGAUUAGAACCGAGACUGAUCAGAUUCUGAAACUUGGUAGAAAGGACCUUCAUCCGGGUAAGGUUGAAGCAGAUAAGAAUGAAGGGCAUGAGGAAGAAGAGGAAGAUGAACAUAUUGUAUACAAUAUGCAAAAUAAACGUGAACACGAUGAACAGCAACAAGAAGGAGAAGAAGGAAACAAGCACGAAACUGAAGAAGAAAGUGAAGACAAUGUGCAUGAAGGGAGAGAAGAACAGGAUGAAGAAGAAAAUAAGCAUGGAGCAGAAGUGCAGGAGGAAAAUGAAAGCAAAAGUGAAGAGGUGGAAGAUGAAGGAGGAGAUGUUGAGAUAGAUGAAAAUGAUCAUGAGAAAUCAGAGGCAGAUAAUGAUCGUGAGGAUGAGGUUGUGGAUGAAGAGAAAGACAAAGAAGAAGAGGGUGAUGAUGAGACGGAGAAUGAAGACAAGGAGGAUGAGGAAAAGGGGGGUUUAGUUGAAAACCACGAGAAUCAUGAAGCUCGGGAAGAACAUUACAAGGCUGAUGAUGCCUCUAGUGCUGUGGCACAUGAUACUCAUGAAACUAGCACUGAAACAGGUAAUUUGGAACACUCUGAUCUAAGCUUACAAAAUACCAGAAAACCUGAAAACGAAACAAAUCAUUCUGAUGAAAGUUACGGGAGUCAAAAUGUUUCUGAUUUGAAGGUUACAGAAGGUGAAUUGACAGAUGGAGUUUCUUCGAAUGCAACUGCUGGUAAAGAGACUGGAAAUGACAGUUUUUCUAAUGAAACAGCCAAAACAAAGCCCGAUAGCCAAUUGGAUUUGAGCAGUAAUCUGACAGCAGUGAUCACUGAAGCAAGCAGUAACUCGUCAGGCACUGGUGAUGACACAUCAAGUUCAUCUGAACAGAUUAAAGCGGUGAUCUUAUCUGAGUCUGAUCAUGCUCAAAAUGCGACAGUUAAUACAACAAUUACUGGAGAUAUGAAGCAAACAGAGGGAUUAGAGCAGAGUGGCAGUAAAAUUUCUGAAGGAAACCUACCUGGUAAUGAUUCAAUUGUUUCUGUUAAACCUGAAAGUAGAGUUGCAGCUCCUGAAGAAUCUUCGACUCUUGGGGCUAGUGCAUUAGAGAAAACGACCGGAUUUGUAGCUUCAAAUGAAACUGUUAACAUGUCUAGUAAUUUGGAUAGAAACGCGAGCUCUGAUACCACGGAAAGUGACAAAUCCAAAGGUAGCACUGAAACCAGUGAAGCAAACGAAGCUCAGAAUGUUGAUGCUACCGAGGAUGAGAUGUUCAAGGGUGAUACUCAAACAGGUGAAACCGAUGAAAAAUUGGACAAUUCCUCUGUCACUGAAAUUUUAGAUUCAAUUGAACACGACACUAUUGAUUCUUCGGAUACUCAAAACAUACAUGAGGAUAUGGCAAAGGCUCGAACUGAUCUUGACACGUUGCCAGAUAUUAGAAACGAAGGAAAUGAUAGUGAUGAAAAUGCAGCAGAGUGAAUUUAGAAGAUGGUCAUUGGGUUAUUGAAAAGUGUUUUUUCAGUCUUUCUUCUGACCCUUGGUGUUUAUAUGACAGAUCCAUCCACCUAGUUAUAGAGAACCUUUUGCUUGAUUCAAAAAUGUGUCAAGACAAGAUCUUCAAAGGUACAUAUGGUGUGGAUAUUUUUAUGAUUAUGUCAGGGUCUGGAUAUGUAUAAUUUAUUUCUACCUCCCACUUUCUGCUACUAUUGCUUCCUUUAUUUUUAUUCUAACUUCUUAUUCUUUCCUUUCUCCCUAUA
Molecule: messenger RNA, 2188 nt
Organism: Medicago truncatula (barrel medic)
Lineage: Eukaryota; Viridiplantae; Streptophyta; Magnoliopsida; Fabales; Fabaceae
Product: dentin sialophosphoprotein
Exons: 2
Coding region: 273-1910 (545 amino acids)
Source: RefSeq, a predicted model, not a curated record